UUUUACACUUAAUCAAAUAAUGGAAAAGCUAAUAUUCAUUGGUGUUUUAGUGCUUAUGGGAUUCUUGACCUCAGAACUAAGAGUAACAUCAGCAGAUUGGCAGCGAGCUCAUGCAACUUCCUAUGAUGGACCUAAGGGGGGUGCAUGUGGGUACGGAGAUCAAUUAAUAGAUGAUUAUGGAAAUAACACAGCUGCUUUGAGUAUGGCUUUGUUUAAUGAUGGGAAAUCAUGUGGUGGUUGCUAUCAGAUUGUUUGUGAUGCAACUCAAGUUCCUCAAUGGUGCCACAAGAGAACUUCCGUAACAAUUACUGUCACUAAUUUUUGUCCCCCAGAACCUAGCAAACCUAAUGACAAUGGUGGUUGGUGUAAUCCUCCUAGACCACAUUUUGACUUGUCUCGACCCGCUUUCGAGUCGAUCGCAAUUUAUAGGGCUGGGAUUGUUCCAAUCUUAUACCGAAAAGUUGGGUGCCAAAGAAAUGGAGGGAUAAAAUUUACAAUGAAUGGGAAUGAUUAUUUUGAACUAGUGGUUAUAAGCAAUGUAGGGGGAGCAGGGGAUAUAUCCAAUGUUUGGAUCAAAGGGUCAAAAAUGGAAAAUUGGGAAUCCAUGUCAAAGAAUUGGGGUGCUAACUGGCAAAGCUCAAGGUAUCUAAAUGGUCAGAGUCUUUCCUUCAGAAUUCAACUGAGUGAUGGAAAAAGUGUUACAGCUAAAGAUGCGGUACCCUCUAAUUGGAGAUUUGGUCAAACUUUCAGCAGCAAUGUCCAGUUCUGAUAGAAAGAAUACUCAUAAAUAAAUGUCAUUUAUUCUACAUGACUCUUCAUUACAUCCUUUAAUAAAUUAUAUAUGAUAUUUGAACACAUUUCAGAUGCAUCAAAUACUGGACACAGCAGUUUAGUGUUCCAAAAUAACAUGGUGUCUCUCGAUAGUGUUGUGUAUAUGACUUUUGUUACAAAUUGCUCUUCUAUAUAUAAUUUAUACGGUGUUGUGUUGUGUGUGGUUGUUGCAAAA
Molecule: messenger RNA, 1006 nt
Organism: Vicia villosa (hairy vetch)
Lineage: Eukaryota; Viridiplantae; Streptophyta; Magnoliopsida; Fabales; Fabaceae
Product: putative expansin-A17
Exons: 3
Coding region: 20-769 (249 amino acids)
Biological process (GO): plant-type cell wall organization
Cellular component (GO): extracellular region
Source: RefSeq, a predicted model, not a curated record